Messenger RNA from Numida meleagris (helmeted guineafowl), 594 nucleotides. Its product is annotated as basic salivary proline-rich protein 2-like. NCBI's taxonomy places the organism in Eukaryota, Metazoa, Chordata, Aves, Galliformes, Numididae. Bases 1 to 594 code for a protein of 197 amino acids. The record is from RefSeq and is a predicted model, not a curated record. The transcript has a single exon.
AUGGGAGGCGCGGCCGCCAGCCCGAGGGCCGUGAGCGCCCCGCCGCCGUCUGACAGCCACAGCCUCUCGCUGCCGAGCAGCCGCAUGGAGAAGGCGAGGCCCACGCCCCGGCGACAGCGGGGCCAAGCUCAGCAACAGCCCAACGCAAGGAAUCAGGGGACGCCCCACGGGUGCGCCCCGCCGCCGGGCCGGGCCCGAGUGCCCCGCUGCCCUGUAGGCCGCGGGGCGCCUCGGGGCUGCGGCACCCCCGGUCCGCAGCGGACAGGAGGCGCCGGGCAGGCCGGUGCCCAGGGCCGCAGGGUCCCGGAGCCGCUCUGGCGGGCGAAGAACGCGGCGGCAACGAGAGCGUGUUGGCGGGGAGGCGGCCGAAGGGGCGGUGAGGGCAGGGAGCCGACGAGACGGCGUUACCUGCGCUCCCGGACGGAGAGUCCCUCACAGCCACAGCGACUGCUCGGCCCCAACAACACAAGAUGGCGGUUGCGCCGCCACGCAACGUCACGUGAGGGUAGGCCCCGCCCCCUGCCUCCGCCACGGGACCCGGAUGGGCGACGACCCUCCCCUCCCCCCGCCCCUGAGGGGGCACCGCCCGUGUGA